This is a messenger RNA of Cucurbitaria berberidis CBS 394.84, 567 nucleotides long. RefSeq lists its product as uncharacterized. The coding region runs from base 1 to 567 and encodes 188 amino acids. NCBI's taxonomy places the organism in Eukaryota, Fungi, Ascomycota, Dothideomycetes, Pleosporales, Cucurbitariaceae. The record is from RefSeq and is a predicted model, not a curated record. The transcript has a single exon.
AUGGCAGCCCAACAACCUCCCAAAGACGACACCAAGCAGCCUCCACGCAAAAUCAACAAAGACCCACAGCUCAUCGGCAUAGUUGCAAGACCGCCUCAUGCAAUUCGCGCGUAUUACUCUGUCGAAGACACCACCACGAUGACUAGCGUCAUGGGAGCAAGGGUCGAAGAAGAAAUUCACUUUGGCCAGCCGCUGCGAAUGACGAAGAGCAGAAAAGGUGAGGAGGAACAUGCCUGCUCUGCGUCCUCGUCGGAUACGGUGGGUCGAUCGGAAGUGGGUGGAAGUAACGCGUGGAGUCCAGCAGCGGAGUCGGAGUCGGAAUCAUCGCGCACGCUGGGUCGGUCUACUAUGUCGCUGUCGCUGUCGCUGUCGCCUUUGCCUGGGUCCUCGUCGUCGCGGCUAGGAGGAGGAAGGGGCGCAGAAAGUGAAGGUUUGGUAGCUGGCGCUGGUGGUGAAGCUAAUGGCAGUGGAGGCGAUACAGAAUCGUGCAAGGAGGAGAGCGAGGAGAGCGAGGUCAGUGAGGACGAGGGAGAUUUGUUUACGAAGAGUUACCAGGAGGGGAGCUAA